Messenger RNA from Oncorhynchus gorbuscha (pink salmon), 2424 nucleotides. RefSeq names its product protein EOLA1-like. Bases 1239 to 1712 code for a protein of 157 amino acids. NCBI's taxonomy places the organism in Eukaryota, Metazoa, Chordata, Actinopteri, Salmoniformes, Salmonidae. The record is from RefSeq and is a predicted model, not a curated record. The transcript has 2 exons.
AGACAUGGAUUGUUUGUGUGCCAUUCAAAGGGUGAAUGGGCAAUACAAGCGAUUUUAAGUGCCUUUGAACGGGGUAUGUUAGUAGGUGCCAAUAUUAGGAAGGUGUUCCUAAUGUUUGGUAUAGUCAGUAUAUGGCAGUAUGACAGUCAUUGUAGUUGGCUUUUGCUGUUACAAUAAUGUCAGAUUCAUGGUGCACAACUUCACCUCAAGGUUCCUAGUAGUGUAUUCUAGUUUUCAAUUAAUCUUGAGUAUUAUGGGUAAACAGCCUGUUUGGGUCUUCUACCUUGCCAGGUCUACAUUGGGUAAUGUAAGGGAGAAAACCUACAGUGCUGCUUCUCUAUUAUUAUACCUGUGAAAAAUUAUUUGUUUGUGAAUUUGUGACUCCCCUUCAAACAAAAUGGUCUCCCCAUCACCCCAUUGAACUUCUAAUAUAUCCCCUCAUGUUUUGUUAAUUUUGUCUAUGUUCUGUGACCACUCUCAGCUGGCCUGAGAGAUGAGCAUUACUCAUUUGAAAUCAUGUUUUGACCGAGAACGGACCAAUGUUAUACUUUUCCCCUCUAUUGUACCUUGUUUCUAACCUUUCACCAUACACAUUCUGUGGCAAUAUAGCUGUUUUUCUUUCUGCUGGCAAGCACUUCAGUACGUGUUAAAUUAUUAACAUUUAAAUCACUGUUAGUUAUCUGGUUGUCAUUUUGUUGACUUGUCAAAUGCAUGAACAUUGAUUUCAAAUUGAAAUAAUACUUCUCCGUUUCCACAUUGUGUUUACUUGAUUUGCUGCAAUUUACAGUGAAUACAAAUAAUGGAAUGAAUGGUUUCCAUGGACUUGUCAGUCGCUAGAUGGCACUAUGCGCCUAUUUUAAACAUUUUGGAACUCUCAUUACCUUCUUAUCAAGACGUGCUUGUUAACAGGACAAACAGGAAGUGCGUAAGGUUUGGGAGAGUAGUUGAAAAGUAUUGUGGCUAAUGUAAAGAAUUACGUUUACGGUGCGUCGAGGAAUUGCCGAGUAAAUUGCAUUUGUUGUAACGAGGUGGUCUAUAUAAAUACAAGUCAACCAUUGCUCCUUUUAUAAUUACAGUCGGAUACAUGUAGCCAGCCAGAUUUUACGCAGAGACUACAAAGGCGUUGAUUGAUUGCGUGAUGAUGUGUGCAAUAGCUCUUUCUUCUUACUAGAUCAUUAUUUUAGGAUUGGUUUAGACUGAUAGAGUAGAAUAGCACCUGGUUACGACGUGGAGUGACGAUGACAUUACAAGUGGGUUGCCUAUCAUUCAAGCAGCCGUAUGCAGGAUUAGUACUGGACGGUGUAAAAAGUAUUGAGACACGUUGGCGCCCUCUGCUAUCCACAAUGGAAAACUGCACUCUAGCUAUUCAUAUUGCGCAGAAGGACUGGGAGGCCGACCAGUGGAGAGACAUCCUCACCCAUACACUGGGAAUGAGCCACAUGCAAAUAGAGGAACUUCUAGCAUCCGGAGACAGAUUUGGCCGUGGAGUCGUAGCAGGCUUGGUGGAAGUGGGGGAGACCUGGUGCUGCUCUGACAAUGUGCCAGAGAAGGAUCUGAGGGAGCUGGAGAAGGCAGCAGUGCACACUGGGCUCACAGAGAAACACCUCACACAGCUGUCAAACCCACGCUGGCUCAAGGAACCCCUUUAUGCCAGAGGUCACAAAGACAUAUGGACAGUAGAUAUCCCAGUGCAAUUACUGCCAUCUGCGUAGUUGUAAUAAAAUAAUGUAUACUCAUUUUGUACUGACAGGAUCAUCUAUCAAGUUAGGGAGGCAAUAUAUUUGUAGACUACUCGCAUUCGAUUUAAGGUGCAAUAAAUGACCAAUGGACCAAAGUAUUGUCAAGGUUAUUGUAUAUCCUGCAUGUCUAAAAUUCAUAUAGACACCAUAACUUUGUUGCCAUAGGCAUUUAUUAUGAAUCUAGAUCUGUUUGCAGGGAGAAUGGGAGGUCUGAAUCAUUGGAGAACUGUGGGAGGUGAAUCCCUGUGGCAGGGAGAAGGUAAAAGAGGGCAAGGGUGCCAUGCCUGCCAUCACUAAUGGAAGACAGAAGGAUAUCCAGGUGGUGGUCAUGUAGGUCUGGAGCUGGGCUGGACAAGCUGCUCGGGCAUUCCUCUUUGAGAACUGGGUAGUCAACCAGUGCUUGGGCUGCUGUUCCUGUGUUCUUCAGCCUCCUGGCCUGAAGUUCAAAGGGUCUGGUGCCAACGAUAUGGCUGAAGUGCUUGGGAGUGGAUCUCUGCAGGUUCAGCCCAGUCCGAGUCCCAUUGCCUGUAUCUGCUAUGCUGGUGGCCAGCGCUGGUCUCAAUGCUGUUACCUGAUUUCUCCCUCCCAUCCCCAGCCGCGCCCUCAGAGCAUGCGCAGACCAGCUGGCCGGUGUGUUUACGGACAUAUUCAAUCAAUCCCUAUACCAGUCUGCUGUUCCCACAUU